Messenger RNA from Colletotrichum destructivum, 1691 nucleotides. Its product is annotated as Putative glutathionylspermidine synthase, pre-ATP-grasp-like domain-containing protein. The coding region runs from base 160 to 1578 and encodes 472 amino acids. The record is from RefSeq and is a predicted model, not a curated record. NCBI's taxonomy places the organism in Eukaryota, Fungi, Ascomycota, Sordariomycetes, Glomerellales, Glomerellaceae. The transcript has a single exon.
AUCCGCCUCGGUAAAUAACUUGGGUUACCUUGCCGUACCAAUCCUGACCUUCACACACGCAGUCCGUUUUGUUCUUCCAAAUAUCUCAGACCUUCAACCGGACGUCCGGAUACAACAGUCGAUCAGGAAACCGAAACAAAGAAAAGAAACAAAGGGGAAAUGCGCCGUGUCCCUGUGAAGAAGAGGGCCAAUGCCACGCGUCUCGUUCAGAGCCAAGGCCUAGUCUUUGCCGACCUCGUUGCGCCUGGUGCCUCGGAGCCCUACUGGCCGGAUGACCGAUACUACUCGUUUACUCUUGAAGAAAUCACACUUCUCGAGACUGCCGCCAAGGAUGUCUUCGCAAUGUGCUGCGAGGCGACUGACUACCUCGUCGAGCACCCUGAUAUCGUCAUCAAGAAAAUGGCUGUCCCCGCCUUCGCGCUCAAGCAGAUCAAGGAGUCAUGGGACCGCGAGCCGACCUGGGGCAGCAUCUACGGACGCUACGACAUAUGUUUCGGCGGUUUCAAUCAUUCAGACCCGAGGCUGCGCGUACCGAAGUUCUACGAAUUCAACGCAGAUACGCCAACGUCACUUGUCGAGGCUGCCUCCAUCCAAUGGCUGUGGCUGGAACAGACUGGCCACGGCAACGAUCAGUUCAACAGCAUUACCGAGAAUUUGAUUGAAGGGUGGAAGCGCAAUCUCACCAUUGUUGAAAAGGAGCUAGGCCAUAAGCCUACCGUUCACUUCGCUGUCGGCGAGGGGGAGUCCACAGGCGAAGACGCAAUGAAUGCUAUGCUCCUGAUGGAUACGUGCCAACAGGCAGGCUGGGCCACCAAAGUCCUGACCGUGGAGGAGAUCUCUCUAUCUACAAAAGAGGAUCGCUUCUACGACGCGCAGGGCAAUCAUAUCGACGUCAUUUUCAAGCUCUAUCCGUGGGAGUUUAUGAUCAACCAACCUUUCGCCGAAGCUUGCUUCAGGGACAUGAAUAACAUCGGCAAGCGCGACAAGGAUGACAACUAUAUUGGUGGAACGAUAUGGAUUGAGCCUCCGUACAAGCUGCUGUGGAGCAACAAGACGCUUUUUGCCAUCCUCUGGGAACUAUUCAAGGACGACCCGCGGUCCAAGUGGUUAAUCCCGACUUACUUUGACAACGAAGUGCCUGAGUCUCUGACCAGCUUUGCGCGAAAGCCGAUCUUUGCGCGUGAGGGCGCUGAUGUGGUGCUGAAGAAGGAUGGCAACUUGAUCCAGGAUGCAUCUACUGGAUGGUACGGAGCAGAAGGAUACGUCGUUCAAGAGCUUGCAUUAUUGCCAGACUUCAAAGACCUGCAGAACAAGUCACAUUACCCCGUCCUAGGGCUAUGGAUGGUGGACGGCGAUCCGGUGGGAAUGGGCAUCCGUGAGGACGAGACGCCAGUAACUACAAACGCCUCGGUCUUUAUUCCACAUUCCAUCGAGAACGGGCCCGUCAGUUACCAACGGCAUCAGGCUCCUGAUGAUGAAAUGAUCGAGCAUAUUUUCAGAGUCGAUGCGCUCCAUGACCAGCUUGAAGGAGAGGUAGAAAAUGAGCUGAUAAGCUACAUCAAGAAAGUUGUACUCUAACAGGUUUAUGUUCUUAAGCGAGGCAAUGAGGGGCGAUUUGGCGAUUUGUCGAUAGGUUUGAGAAAAAGAAAAUGCAUACUCAGUCAUAUAAAUCGGUAAAUAGAUCCGACGGC